Molecule: messenger RNA, 150 nt
Organism: Nezara viridula (southern green stink bug)
Lineage: Eukaryota; Metazoa; Arthropoda; Insecta; Hemiptera; Pentatomidae
Source: the annotation of a GenBank genome assembly
AUGACAAAGGCUGAUGCAGUAGUUGUAUCUGAUUUAGAUCCGUCAGUGAAUAUUAGGCGAUGUUCAGAUCAAGACGGAGAGAGUGCGCUCUCAGACCCCUUGAUCAUGAACCCUUCAGAAUUGGUGCCGAAGUUUUUAGAAAAUUUUUGA